UGGUCUUUCGCGCCUAGAGCGCAGCCCACAACAAAGGAAAAAGUACACAAGCAUAGGCCCAACACUUAGAGCUACAGUUCAUUGAAAGUCGACUGGAACAACCGCAGCAUCAAAUCCAAUCUGUCCAUGUCUCGGCAUGUGGAUAUUCUCAAGUCUGCUCCUUGUCUUUCUAAAGAUGGGUGGUCAUGAAAGGUUUCAGAGCACUUGCAAAGGCAGGAACAUCUACUGUGUUCCAGUGCAAUUUCUUUCAGUCUGAUGAUACUUAAGGACAAAUGUAGACCACUUGCUGCUUCUUCCCUUUUAUUUGCAUCAAAAGCUUCCAAACUCAUGCCAUCAUGUCGCAGAAUCGAAACCAACCUCCAUCGCAUGAUGGCUAUCCGCAGUCUUCAAACAAGAUCAUAGAGAAGAUGAACAAGUUCGUUGCUGAUCACUGUCAACUCUACACAAGACCCCCGCCUCUUCCUGGAUUCAGUUGGGCCUCAAUCGACAAGUUGGAAGCCUCUUUGCUAGUCUCGGUCGUUGCCACCACUACUAGACUACACCAAAUAAUUCAAGCCUCAGCAGAUAGCGAACCACAAUUCCUAGCGACGACCAACGAAUGCAUGAAACGCUAUGUGGAGAUUAUGAUACCGGCUGGGAUAUGCUGUAGUGCUUUGAACAACAUGAGAGAUGGGAAAUUCCGAGGCAACCUUGCCGUGAUUGAAGCAGUGCUUACAGCAUUUCACUAUGUUAAAGAGAAACAUAAUCCUAUCCUCCCAGACUUCAAAGGAAGUCUGGAGGAGAGUCGUAACUGGAUACUGGCCUGCAGGAUGUACGUUGAGAACGCCGUCAUGACGAUGAAGCACGCUGCACUGGCACUGAAGAGCACUGGCUCCAUAUGAGAGGCAUGCGGCUGCCAUCUUCUCGGCCAUCAUAGCCAGAGGUUGGCUUCCAACGAUCCAACUUUCUGGCAAAUGAAUCAGUGUUUCGGACAAAAUGAUUCGAUUUUGAUCAACCUAUUC
Messenger RNA from Mollisia scopiformis, 1001 nucleotides. RefSeq lists its product as uncharacterized. The transcript has 2 exons. Lineage: Eukaryota; Fungi; Ascomycota; Leotiomycetes; Helotiales; Mollisiaceae. The coding region runs from base 336 to 881 and encodes 181 amino acids. The record is from RefSeq and is a predicted model, not a curated record.